AGGGGGAGGCCCCCGCAGAAAUGGGGGCGCUGCUGCUGGAAAAGGAACCCAGAGGAACCACCGAAAGAGUUCAUGGCUCUUUGGGGGACACCUCUCAUAGUGAGGAGAACCUGCCCAAGGCCAACCCCGAGCCCCUGGAGCCAGUUGGCCCCUCAUCUCCAGCUUCUGUCACUGUCACGGUUGGCGAUGAGGGGGCUGACACCCCAGCGGGAACCACACCGCUCAUUGGGGAUGACCCCGAGAGCCUGGAGGGAGAUGGGGACCUUCAUGGGGGCCGCAUCCUGCUGGGCCAUGCCACAAAGUCCUUCCCCUCUUCCCCCAGCAAAGGGGGUGCCUGUCCCAGUCGAGCCAAGAUGUCAAUGACCGGGGCUGGGAAGUCACCCCCAUCAGUCCAGAGCUUGGCCAUGAGGCUGCUGAGUAUGCCAGGGACCCAGGGGACAGCAGCAGCCGGGCCUGAACCCCCUCCAGCCACCACCAGUCCUGAGGGGCAGCCCAAAGUCCACAGAGCCAGGAAAACCAUGUCCAAACCAGGAAAUGGGCAGCCCCCCAUUCCUGAGAAGCGGCCCCCUGAAGUACAGCAUUUCCGAAUGAGUGAUGAUGUGCACUCCCUGGGGAAGGUGACCUCAGAUGUAGUCAAAAGGAGGAAGCUGAACUCUGGAAGUGGCCUGUCGGAGGAGUUGGAAUCUGCCCGGGGAGAAGUGACCCUGCAGAAGGGGGACUCGGGGUCCCUGGAGGAAUGGGAGACCGUGGUGGGGGAUGACUUCAGUCUCUAUUAUGAUUCUUAUUCUGUGGAUGAGCGAGUGGACUCUGACAGUAAGUCUGAAGUUGAAGCCCUUACUGAACAAUUAAGUGAAGAAGAGGAAGAGGAGGAGGAAGAGGAAGAAGAAGAAGAGGAAGAAGAAGAGGAAGAGGAAGAAGAGGAGGAAGAAGAUGAGGAAUCAGGCAAUCAGUCAGACAGGAGUGGCUCCAGUGGCCGGCGCAAAGCCAAGAAGAAGUGGCGGAAGGACAGCCCAUGGGUGAAGCCAACCCGGAAACGGCGGAAACGGGAGCCUCCAAGGGCCAAGGAGCCACGAGGAGUGAAUGGUGUGGGCUCCUCAGGCCCCAGUGAGUACAUGGAGGUUCCUCUGGGGUCCCUGGAGCUGCCCAGCGAGGGGACCCUCUCUCCCAACCAUGCUGGAGUGUCUAAUGACACAUCUUCGCUGGAGACUGAGCGUGGGUUUGAGGAGCUGCCCCUUUGCAGUUGCCGCAUGGAGGCGCCCAAGAUCGACCGCAUCAGUGAGAGGGCGGGGCACAAGUGCAUGGCCACAGAGAGUGUGGACGGAGAGCUGUCAGGCUGCAACACUGCCAUCCUGAAGCGGGAGACCAUGAGGCCCUCCAGCCGUGUGGCCCUGAUGGUGCUCUGUGAGACCCACCGCGCCCGUAUGGUUAAACAUCACUGCUGCCCAGGAUGUGGCUACUUCUGCACAGCAGGCACCUUCCUGGAGUGCCACCCUGACUUCCGAGUGGCCCACCGUUUCCAUAAGGCCUGUGUGUCCCAACUGAAUGGAAUGGUCUUCUGUCCCCAUUGUGGGGAAGAUGCCUCCGAGGCCCAGGAGGUGACCAUCCCCCGGGGGGAUGGGAUGGUCCCACAAGCUGGCACUGCAGCUCCUGCCCCUCCGCCCCUAGCCCAGGAUGCCCCUGGAAGAGCAGACACAUCCCAACCCAGUGCCCGGAUGCGAGGGCACGGUGAGCCCAGGCGCCUGCCCUGCGACCCUUUGGCCGAUACCAUUGACAGCUCAGGGCCCUCACUUACCCUGCCUAAUGGAGGCUGCCUCUCAGCGGUAGGACUGCCCCCUGGGCCCGGUCGGGAAGCCCUGGAAAAGGCCCUGGUCAUCCAGGAGUCAGAGAGGCGGAAGAAGCUUCGUUUCCACCCACGGCAACUGUACUUGUCAGUGAAGCAGGGAGAACUGCAGAAAGUGAUCCUGAUGCUAUUGGACAACCUGGACCCCAACUUCCAGAGUGACCAGCAGAGCAAGCGCACACCCCUACAUGCGGCUGCCCAAAAGGGCUCAGUGGAGAUCUGCCACGUGCUGCUGCAGGCUGGAGCCAACAUCAAUGCGGUAGACAAGCAGCAGCGAACGCCAUUGAUGGAGGCUGUAGUGAACAACCACCUGGAGUUGGCACGGUACAUGGUACAGCGUGGUGGCUGCGUUUACAGCAAGGAGGAGGAUGGCUCCACCUGCCUCCACCAUGCAGCCAAAAUUGGGAACCUGGAGAUGGUCAGCUUGCUGCUCAGCACGGGACAGGUGGAUGUCAAUGCCCAGGACAGUGGAGGGUGGACGCCCAUCAUCUGGGCCGCAGAGCACAAGCACAUAGAAGUGAUACGCAUGCUGCUGACACGAGGCGCUGAUGUCACCCUCACUGAUAAUGAGGAAAACAUCUGCCUGCACUGGGCCUCCUUCACCGGCAGUGCUGCCAUCGCUGAGGUCCUCCUAAAUGCCCGCUGCGACCUCCACGCUGUCAAUUACCAUGGGGACACACCCCUGCACAUUGCAGCCCGGGAGAGCUACCACGACUGUGUGCUGUUGUUCCUGUCCCGUGGGGCAAACCCUGAGCUUCGGAACAAGGAGGGAGACACGGCUUGGGACCUGACCCCCGAGCGCUCCGACGUGUGGUUUGCACUCCAGCUCAAUCGCAAGCUGCGGCUCGGAGUUGGAAACCGGGCCAUCCGAACCGAGAAGAUCAUCUGCAGGGACGUGGCUCGGGGCUAUGAGAACGUACCCAUUCCCUGUGUCAAUGGUGUGGAUGGAGAGCCCUGCCCUGAGGACUAUAAGUACAUCUCCGAGAACUGCGAGACCUCCACCAUGAACAUUGACCGCAACAUCACCCACCUACAGCACUGCACGUGUGUGGACGACUGCUCCAGCUCCAACUGCCUGUGCGGCCAGCUCAGCAUCCGGUGUUGGUAUGACAAGGAUGGGCGGCUGCUGCAGGAGUUUAACAAGAUUGAGCCCCCACUGAUUUUUGAGUGUAACCAGGCGUGCUCCUGCUGGAGGAACUGCAAAAACCGGGUGGUCCAAAGUGGCAUCAAGGUGAGACUGCAGCUCUACCGGACAGCCAAGAUGGGCUGGGGGGUCCGUGCCCUGCAGACCAUCCCCCAGGGAACCUUCAUCUGCGAGUAUGUUGGGGAGCUGAUCUCCGAUGCUGAAGCUGAUGUGAGAGAGGAUGAUUCUUAUCUCUUCGACUUAGACAACAAGGAUGGAGAGGUGUACUGCAUUGAUGCCCGUUACUAUGGCAACAUCAGCCGAUUCAUCAAUCAUCUGUGUGACCCCAACAUCAUCCCUGUCCGCGUUUUCAUGCUGCACCAAGACUUGCGGUUUCCACGCAUCGCCUUCUUCAGUUCCCGAGACAUCCGGACUGGGGAGGAGCUAGGGGGCUGCACAGAUGUCAUCUGCUGUAUCCUCUUCCUGCUCUUCAUUUUGGGUUACAUCAUGGUGGGCAUUGUGGCCUGGGUAUAUGGAGACCCCCGGCAAGUCCUCUACCCCAGGAACUCUACCGGGGCCUAUUGUGGGCUGGGAGAGAACAAAGAUAAACCGUACCUACUGUACUUCAACAUCUUCAGCUGCAUCCUGGCCACCAAUGUCAUCUCAACUGCCACAAAUGGGCUGCAGUGCCCCACUCCUCAGGUGUGUGUGUCUUCCUGCCCAAAGUCUCCAUGGACUGUGGAAUUUAAUUCCUUCUCCCAAACAGUCGGGGAGGUCUUCUAUGCUGCAAAUAGGAGCUUUUGUCGGCCAGGGGUGCCCGGGGAUAUGCCAGUACUUCAAAGCGUGCAGCAAGAGCUCUGCCCCAGUUUCCUCCUCCCCUCCAGUCCAGCUCUAGGGCGCUGUUUUCCAUGGUCCAACAGUACCCCGCCUGAACUCCCAGGAAUCAACGGCAACAUCUCCCAGGGCAUCAGUGGUCUUCUCGACACACUCAAUGCCCGUGAUAUCAGCGUUAAGAUCUUUGAAGAUUUUGCCCAGUCCUGGUAUUGGAUUCUUGUUGCCCUCGGCAUAGCUCUUGUCCUGAGCCUGCUGUUUAUCCUACUUCUGCGCCUGGUGGCUGGGCCCCUGGUGCUGGUGCUGAUCCUGGGCGUGCUGGCUGUGCUGGCGUAUGGCAUCUACCACUGCUGGGAGGAGUACCGGGUGCUGCGGGACAGAGGUGCCUCCAUCAGCCAGCUGGGCUUCACCACCAACCUCAGCGCCUACCGCAGUGUGCAGGAAACCUGGCUAGCUGCCCUGAUCGUGCUGGCUGUGCUAGAAGGUGUCCUGCUGCUGCUGCUCAUAUUUCUGCGGCAACGAAUUCGCAUCGCCAUCGCUCUCCUGAAGGAAGCCAGCAAGGCUGUGGGACAUAUGAUGUCUACCAUGUUCUACCCAUUGGUCACCUUUGUCCUCCUGCUCAUCUGCAUUGCCUACUGGGCCAUGACAGCUCUGUACCUGGCCACGUCAGGACAACCCCAGUAUGUCCUGUGGGCUCCCAAUGCAAGCUUGUCCGGCUGUGAGAAAGUGUCAAUGAAUGAAUCCUGUGACCCACUGGCCCAGCAAGUGAAUUCCUCGUGUCCAGAACUGAUGUGCGUCUUCCAGGGCUACUUGUCCACAGGCCUGGUACAGCGUUCCCUCUUCAACCUGCAAAUCUAUGGAGUCCUGGGGCUCUUCUGGACUCUCAACUGGGUACUGGCCCUAGGCCAGUGUGUCCUGGCUGGGGCCUUUGCCUCCUUCUACUGGGCCUUCCACAAGCCCCAGGACAUCCCCACCUUCCCCCUGAGUGCUGCCUUCAUUCGCACACUCCAUUACCACACUGGGUCCCUGGCCUUUGGAGCUCUCAUCCUGACCCUUGUGCAGAUGGCCCGGAUUGCUCUGGAGUACAUUGACCACAAACUGAGAAGAGCCCAGAACCCUAUAGCUCGCUGCAUCAUGUGUUGCUUCAAAUGCUGCCUCUGGUGUCUGGAAAAGUUUAUCAAAUUCCUGAACCGCAACGCAUACAUCAUGAUCGCCAUCUAUGGGAAGAAUUUCUGCGUCUCAGCCAAAAAUGCUUUCAUGCUUCUCAUGAGGAACAUUGUCAGGGUGGUUGUCCUGGAUAAAGUCACGGACCUGUUACUGCUCUUUGGGAAGCUGCUGGUGGUUGGAGGCGUCGGGGUCCUGUCCUUCUUCUUUUUCUCUGGCCGAAUCCAGGGGCUGGGUAAGGAAUUCCAGAACCCUCACCUCAACUACUAUUGGCUGCCCAUCAUGACCUGCAUCCUGGGGGCCUACGUUAUCGCCAGUGGCUUCUUCAGUGUUUUUGGCAUGUGUGUGGACACGCUCUUCCUCUGUUUCUUGGAAGACCUGGAGCGGAACGACGGGUCUCUGGACCGACCUUACUACAUGUCCAAGUCCCUUCUGCAGAUUCUGGGCAAGAAGAACGAGGCGCCCCCAGGUGACAAGAAGAGGAAGAAGAAGUGAGAGACCCAGCCUUGCUGGGUUGCACUCCACUUGUACAGCCUCCCAGUCCCACUCCGAUUUCCAGAUUACAAUUUUGUAGUAAAAGAGGUUUUA
Chrysochloris asiatica (Cape golden mole) is the source of this 5546-nucleotide messenger RNA. RefSeq names its product euchromatic histone-lysine N-methyltransferase 2 (gene EHMT2). The record is from RefSeq and is a predicted model, not a curated record. Bases 21 to 5453 code for a protein of 1810 amino acids. Gene Ontology annotation, cellular component: nucleus. Gene Ontology annotation, biological process: transmembrane transport. Lineage: Eukaryota; Metazoa; Chordata; Mammalia; Afrosoricida; Chrysochloridae. The transcript is spliced from 45 exons. Gene Ontology annotation, molecular function: transmembrane transporter activity; p53 binding; histone methyltransferase activity.